Dentiscutata erythropus is the source of this 750-nucleotide messenger RNA. Lineage: Eukaryota; Fungi; Glomeromycota; Glomeromycetes; Diversisporales; Gigasporaceae. The record is from the annotation of a GenBank genome assembly.
AUGCAAGAAUCAUCAAAGGAGUCAACACCUACUGAAUUAAUGAAUGCUCGACUUGAGCGUCUGAAAAAACUUAGGAGUCGAAUGGAUGAAUCUGAACAAGCAAAUCGGCAAGAACUCUAUGAAGAACAUCAUCGUAAGAAAAUUAAUCCAAAGGAAAAAAUUAGACAGGAGCGUAAACGAGUGGAAGCAGAAAAGUUAUUGGCUCGACAAGAAGCAGAAGAAAACGAUGAGGAUUAUGAACGAAAAAGAUUCUGGGAAUAUUCCGCAGAGUCAGUUGAGAAAUGGGAAAAGAAGCAAGAAAAGAAAUUGAAAAGAUCUGACGUUGCAUUCACUGAUUAUAAUCAAGUUGCACGUAAAAAAUAUAAAAGAAUGAUAAAUGAUUUUACUCCUGACCUAAAUGCAUAUAAUGAAAAAAAAGCUAAAGCUAUGGCAUUAGCGAGUGUUGUCACUACGGCAGACGGAGAAGUUAUUUCAAUUGAUUCAGAAUCUAGAUUUUAUAGAGAUGCCAAUUCUUUACAAUAUGCUAGCGUAGACGACGUGCCUAGUCGUGAAGCAGUCGAUCGAAUGGUAGAAGACCUUAACAAACAAAUGGCUAAACGUGAGAAAUUUUCACGUCAAAAACCUAUUAAUGAAGACGACGAUAUUACAUACAUUAACGAACGUAACAGAAGAUUCAAUGAGAAAAUUGGUAGAUUUUAUGAUAAAUACACUCGGGAAAUCAAAGAAAACUUUGAACGUGGUACUGCGUAA